This is a messenger RNA of Schistosoma bovis, 6253 nucleotides long. The record is from the annotation of a GenBank genome assembly. NCBI's taxonomy places the organism in Eukaryota, Metazoa, Platyhelminthes, Trematoda, Strigeidida, Schistosomatidae.
UAUAAUAAUGCAGAGUCAACUUAUUUACAUCGAUUGAUCCACUUCACUCCGCCACUUUAUGUUCUCAUGCUACAACUUCUAUUUCGCAAAUUGGUAGAUACUAGUUCCGUCAAAUCAUUAUCCCGAAAUAAGAACAUUCAAACGAGUUCAAAACAGCACCGAAAGUAAAACUUAUGUUUGGGAUAUUCGAGUGACUGCAAUAACUUUUUUUGACGCAAUAAAAGACGUUUGGCGUAUCUCAAGAUCAGUAUAGCAGAGUAAAUAAAUCGUGUACUUUACACAGGUCACUUACCAAAAAUAUUGGAUACUAAACCAUCAAACUAUGCAAUAGAACGAUUCCGCGGGUUUUCAAAUCCUGAAUAUGUUUACGCUUUUCCCUUCUGUCUUACUAUGUGUUACUUUCCUACCAUUAUAUCAAACAAUAAAGUUUUUCGCGCUGCCAUCAAAUGUCACCCUGUCCGGAUCUUAUCUCAAAUUAUCUUGUUCCUCUGAAAACCAAAUAUUUCCAAUUAUUUGGAGUCAUAACGGCAAUGAUAUAGCAGAAAACUGCCGAUUUUAUAUAGAAAAUCAUCGUUAUAUAUGCAAUAGACUUAACGACGUAUAUGAAAUUUACAUACCGAACGUUAAAUUCGAGGACAGGGGUAACUGGUCUUGUGCUCACGGGCCAAAAUCCCAAAAAGCUAUUAAUAUUGAUGUCUUGGUAAAAGCAGAUGUUUAUCCACCGAAACUGUUGACACUUCCAACUGGUGUUAAGCCUAUAAAUCCAAAUCCUGCAAUCAUUAAUAAAGUUGAUACAACCCAAUUGCAAGAAAAAUCUAUGAUUGGACAUAUUUAUGGUCUAGGUACUUUAAAUAAUCCAAUUGAUCUAAUCAAUAAAAAAGCAUACACAGAAAAUGGAAUUUUCAUUGAAUGUACAACAUCUUGUGCAACAUCAGUUAAAGGUAUUUAUUGGAAGGCGAAGAAUUCAACAUGGACUCAUAGUUUACAUGUGCAAUCAGGCAUUAACAAUGAUGAUGAUGAAGAUUAUGUCGACGACAGUUUAUACAAUCGAAUUCACAGAUUAUCCUAUAAAUCAGAAUAUACUAAUCCUAUUUGUGAGGUUGGUUUAAAAUCAGUUAAAAGUCGCAUACAAAUUAAAUGUGCAUCUGGACAAAGUCAAACACCAUCUAAACUUUUAUCACAUACAUUAGUUGGAUUAAAUAAAAUCACUUGUUUUCCAUAUUAUGAUAAAGAAAUGGAAAAUAAAUUGUCUAAAUUAACACGUUACAAUGAAGAACAUAAAGGAGUUAGUUCACAAUUUAUAGUACAUAAUAAAAAUAAUCCACCUGAUAUAACUCAGUCUGAUUGUUUCAUUGAUGAUGGUAAUGGUCAUACACAAGCAGCUGCUUGUAUUUAUGUUUUGUGUCCUGGUAAGUGUUUUUGUCGGUCACUGACUGUUUGUCUAUCUUUUGAUAUAUAUAUAAAUAAUAACGGGGCGGAUUUGCAUGCAUACACCAUACAAUUCUCUUUGAACCUUGCACACAACAACAGCAUCAUGCACUAUCCUAUAUAUAAGAAUAGUGAAGUAUUUUUCGGUCAAAAUAUACUACCAAUAGUAAUUGGUGUUGAAAUACUUGAGGAUUAAUUUAAUUAUGAUCAUAUAACACAUGAGAGCUGUUACAUUCACAUAUUAUCGAGUCAUUUAGAUCAAAUAACAAAGUUAUAGUUCAUUUACUUCCUAUGAAACAUGACCUAUCAGUGAAACUAGAAUUUAGUUAAAAAGAUAUCGCGUAGACUAUCUGAAUUUGUAUGUUGUACUUGUUACAGAUUGGUCUCCCUUGAAACAGCUACAAAUCAAACCAAUCUCCACAAAACAUAUUCAAUCAGACUAUAGUAGUCAGCUAAUUGAUAACUUUUCUGAAGUUCUAGUGAUAAAUCUUGACUGGCUGAAAUCAUGCACAUUUUCGAAGAAAUUAGCUGUAAUCAGUGAUAGUGGGAGGAUUCCAUCCAAUAUCUUCGAAUAAUUUGGGUUGGAAUUGUGCGGUUAAACAUCGACUUAGUGGUUCUAAUGUUAAGGAUUUUUCACGAAGUGUUAAAAUUCAAGGUUUGAUCCCUGAUUAGGAUGCACGUGAGCACUGUUGGUGUUACGUACUUGAUCUGUCUACCCACUAAUCUAGAUUAAGACUUUGGCAAGAUGGCUGUCUAGUUUAACAUUGAAGCUAGUAUCCAUAGGUUCUAAGUGAGACUAACUACUUGUGGUAGAGAGACGAAAAACUAAUUGACUCACAAGCUCGCGGCUCAGAAGACAGGUUGACUGGAACACCACUCGAUUUAUUCCCAAUGCUGAUUCACACUCCGAUCUGGUUCCGAUUGAGAUUAGUGUAAAAAGAUAUAUGAAUAAAUAGAUGACCAACAAGAGCGCAGCACACAAACAAUUAGGAAAAUACAAUUAUGACCAAAACCAAGGAUUAGGUUAGAAAAUAGAGCACAAAAGAUUAUGUUUACAUAACAAUAACUUUGGAACAGAAAAAUCUAUGGCUGUAAAGAUCACAUCAAACAAAAGCCUAUGGUUUGUGGAAUAAACUAGGGACAAAAGUAAAUAUCAGUGUUUUAGAAGCUUAAAAUCAAAUGAAAUAAUGUCCCCGAAAAUAGUUCCCGUUACUUGACAAGGCUUCUUAUUUCUCUGUUCACAUCAGUUCGGGAGUCCCAACUAUGAUGAAACAACUGCUCCGCGCUUCUUGAUUUUCGAUGGCACCCCUAUAGCACAUAAUCUACGACGUAUAAAAUCGACUAAUCAGGGUUUCCUUUGAAAAUUUCUGUCGAAGCAACUCUUUGAAAAACAAGUAGCAAUUUACUAAUGGUUAUUAUAAGACCUUACUAUUGGAAAAAAAAUGAAAUAAGUCUUUGUUAUGAGCCACACAAACGCACAAACUAAUUACAUUUACAUUUAUUUCAUAUACCAUGGUUAUCUUCAUUAAUCUAUCAGUUUUAUUAUUACCACCGUUGUUGUUUAAACACAUAAUCUGUAUUGAAAAUGUUUGUGAAUACAUAUUUCACUUUAUCAUGAAAACGAAAAUAGUUAGAUAUCAUACAGACAUUCACUACACGUGAGUACAUACACGGAUACUUAAAUGAUCUAAUUAAAUGAGUAAUCUUAAAGUAAAUAAAUUAAAUAUGUCCAAUAUAUUUAAUGAUCGAUUUUACUUGUUCAUAAUCCAUAACGAAAAACAUUUUUAAACUUGUAUAUACAUGAACAUUAGAAAACAUGUUUAAACAAGAUUGAAUUUGUAUAUGCCAUUACUCAAUGUCAAGUUGUUUUUAUCACUGAAUAAUAGAUGAAGAUUCUCUAUGCUCUUUUACUUAUCUAUGUGUAUAUGUGUGUGACCUCUAUACAUAAAGACACCUACAAACCGCACUGCAAACAAAAAUCAGCAACAUCAUUACUUCUUGUCAUACAACUCAACUACCAUUUGGAAUGAUGACUGAGUCAAUAAUCAUAAGGUAACAUAAUCUGUUGGCUAAAAGGAACAUGUCGAUGACUAAAGAUAGGUAGAUGUUUAUAAGAGAAAUUGUCUUCUAAAUAUCAUUUCACCCACAAAUACAUUAAAACAGGUUAAACUAGAAUUAUCAACCAGACAAAUAAGUCAGUUAUAUGAGUCUUGAUUUCCGCGAUAUUUACAUAGUUACUAAGUUAUUUAUUUGAGAAAUACUCAUUAAUUAAAUGAACUGAGCCAUAGAAGAAAAAUGACAGGAUAAAAGGAACAUAACGUUGUGUAUAUUAUACAACAGUCUCGUGAAAGCUUAUUACAAGCAGACAUCCCACUGCACAAUAGUAGUAUUUUUUCCUUAAGAAACUCCGUUGACUUGUACAAGUCAGUGAACAAAUUUUAAUAAAAAGCCAGUACAUCUACAAGUUAUUCAGUACGUUGAUUCGGAUAAUAAUUCGGAAAAAAUACCAGCGUUAUUUGGUUUAAACAAGCUGUUCUUUUUAUUUAAAACAAUUUAAAGAACAGUUUACAGGUUUGCUUCGUUCUAGUUUUUCGUGAAUACAUUGGUUACGGUAAAAUCUACAUGUCAGAAAAUUGAUUCUUUCAACAUUUUUAUAAGAAAUCUCAUGUACAUUCAGAAGUUUAAUCUUAUUCAACAAAAUUUGAAUCUGUUAUUGUCAGACCAUUAUUUUAAUAUACUCAAUAAAACUUUGAUUAAAAUACGAUGGAUAACAUUAGCGGUUGUUACCCUAUCUGCUAGCUGAAUUUCAUCUAACUGAGAGAAUGCUCGUCUGAAAACAGCUAAGAUUUAAUGAUUUGUGCUCUAGAUUCUUGAUCAUUAGUGUCUGACUGAAGGAAGUGAAUUUGUUCUAGUUAUAUAAUGUGAGUAUGCUUAAGUUAACGUUUUAGUCACAGUAAUUAGUCAAUGAAUUUACUGCAACGUUUUAGUAUUAAUUUAUUUAUUAUUGCAUGACAUGAAAGUUACAAACUUCCUAAAAGUUUCCACGUGUUUAGUUGGGAGUAAGAAAAUAAUUAGAUAUAAAACUCAUCAUAUAUACCACCACAUACUUUCUACAGAGAAAACAUGGUCUGUGGAAUUAGUCCGGUUGAUGGUCAGCCAAUUACUCAUGGGUAUGAAAUUAUAUCAGAACGCUGCAACACUUAGAGCUGAUUGUAGCUGAAAAUUUAGACUAUUAAAUACAAACUCAGGAGCUGGUCAAGAUCAUGGCACUAGUGAGAUUGAAAAGUCAAGUAUAUUGUUCUUUUCCAGAUCUUAGAUUUACCCCGAUUGAAAGUCUUAAUCUAGGAAAAAGUAGUUCAUAGCUCUUUGAUUUCUAGAGACUCUUUACCUGAGAUUAGUUUAGGAUGAGUAUCAUUCUUAAAUUACACUGUGUCUUUAUAAACACAAUCCAAUCGUAUAAGAACACUCGAUAUUUUGAUCGGUUUCAAGUUUUAUUGCUUUCUCAUCUAAAAAUAAUGAUAAACAUUUUCAAUUACCAACAUAUUGUUUACUGUCAGUGUGAAUAAAAAUUAUCAAGACUAGAAUGUGAAAGUUUGGUUGGUAAUUUUGGCUCAGAUUGCCAGCUGAAUUCACUGUCUUUGAAUAAAUUCAAUAUCUAUUUUUUGAAGUUAGAAUUACAUUUUUCGGAUUUAGUCGAAACGCUACAUAGCUUAGACAUUCUUGAUAUUAUUAGGUAAGACUAAAGUAAUUUCUAGACUUAUCAGUUCUAAAAUCCACAUCUUUGAACAGUGUAAAUUUGCUUUGUGACAGUUCAGUAGUGAAGAAAUUACUAAUACUUUAUUUCUUGUCUGGUAGAGAUCUACUUGACUGUUUUAUCUAUCGAAUCUGGAAUUUUCAAAAUUAUUUGAAUUUUAAUUUACCUACUUAUAAGUAGGCAAGUGAUGAGCAUAAAAUAUACGGAGGCUCGCUCGUUUUCAUUUCUUAGAAAACACAGCUACAAUGUGAAACAUAAACAAAAUAAUUACCAUUAUUUUAUUCCUUUUAUGGUUAGGUCAACCAGUGGCUUGGUUUACAUUCGGGGAAAAAGUCGCCCUUGGUUCAUCUGCUGCUUUAUUUCUUGUCUUAAGUAUAUUAUUUUGUUAUAUAACACGUCAACGUCGUCGGGCUAAACGAAAAGCAGAUAUGUCACCUGGACAACAACACGAAAUUGAACUGAUGUUGUGAAAUUAAGUUCGCAGAUAUUCCUGAGUCUUCCAUUUUCUAUUUUCAUUGAAACCGAAUUACCAUAAACCCUAUCUGUUUUCACUGAAUGGAGCUAGAUAUUGAUUGAGAUCAUAACGAAUAUCUCUUUAUAAAUGUGUACUUCAGUGUGGAUUUAUCUUAGUACAUUGUAUCAAUUGAUCUUUUAAAUUAUUUCAUCUACCUUCAUCUCAUAUUUUUUAUGGAAACAAAUCCUACUGUACAGUUAAUAAUUAUUUUGUAUAAUCUGUAUCAUAUUUCUUUUUUAUGUAACCUUUUUGUUAUCAUUCUGUAUUUUAGUAUUGUUUAGAUGUGUACGUAUAUUAAGAAGAUAUAUACAUUACACAUGUAUCAACGGUGAAUUAUCUUUUUUUCUGUUGAUUGGCUGGGUAUAUUUGACGGGAAACCGUGUUAGGAAAUCGUGUUAGUUGUCACUCGUUAGCAAAACGUACUUUUCAUCCCCCCUGUAGAACUGGAACCCACCACAUUCAGCUACACAUCUUGAUACAUUACCACUGAGCUAGAUGGUUGUGACCGAUCUGUCGGACUGAGAAUUCUACUAUUGAUUAAUCACUGAAUAGCUACC